GAUUUACAGUUUUCCCCUCACGCCCCUUUUCUAUUCCAGGAUCCCACAACAGAGUUUGCUGUCACCUCUCCUUACAGAGUCUGAACGGUGCCGAACUGUCAGCACCAUCUGUCCGGUCCCAGCAUGCCUUCUGAGACCCCCCAGGCAGAAGUGGGGCCCACAGGCUGCCCCCACCUCUCAGGGCCACAUUCGGCACAGGGGAGCCUGGAGAAGGGGCUCCCAGGGGAUAAGGAAGCCAAGGAGCCCCUGUGGAUCCGGCCCGAUGCCCCGAGCAGGUGCACCUGGCAGCUGGGCCGGCCUGCCUCUGAGUCCCCGCAUCACCACACUGUCCCGGAAAAAUCUCCAAAAAUCUUGCCAGAUAUUCUGAAGAAAAUUGGGGACACCCCUAUGAUCAGAAUCAACAAGAUUGGGAAGAAGUUCGGCCUGAAGUGUGAGCUCCUGGCCAAGUGUGAAUUCUUCAACGCGGGAGGGAGCGUGAAGGACCGCAUCAGCCUGCGGAUGAUUGAGGAUGCUGAGCGCGCCGGGACGCUGAAGCCCGGGGACACGAUUAUCGAGCCGACAUCUGGGAACACCGGGAUUGGGCUGGCCCUGACUGCAGCUGUGAGGGGCUAUCGCUGCAUCAUCGUGAUGCCGGAGAAGAUGAGCUCGGAGAAGGUGGAUGUGCUGCGGGCCCUGGGGGCUGAGAUUGUGAGGACGCCCACCAAUGCCAGGUUCGACUCCCCAGAGUCACACGUGGGCGUGGCCUGGCGGCUGAAGAAUGAAAUCCCCAAUUCUCACAUCCUAGACCAGUACCGCAACGCCAGCAACCCCCUGGCUCACUACGACACCACCGCUGAUGAGAUCCUGCGGCAGUGUGACGGGAAGCUGGACAUGCUGGUGGCUUCAGUGGGCACGGGUGGCACCAUCACGGGCAUUGCCAGGAAGCUGAAGGAGAAGUGUCCUGGAUGCAGGAUCAUUGGGGUGGAUCCCGAAGGGUCCAUCCUCGCGGAGCCAGAGGAGCUGAACCAGACAGAGCAGACAACCUACGAGGUGGAAGGGAUCGGCUAUGACUUCAUUCCCACGGUGCUGGACAGGACGGUGGUGGACAAAUGGUUCAAGAGUAACGACGAGGAGGCGUUCACCUUUGCCCGCAUGCUCAUCGCGCAAGAGGGGCUGCUGUGUGGUGGCAGUGCUGGCAGCACGAUGGCGGUGGCCGUGAAGGCCGCGCAGGAGCUGCAGGAGGGCCAGCGCUGCGUGGUCAUUCUGCCCGACUCGGUGCGAAACUACAUGACCAAGUUCCUGAGCGACAGGUGGAUGCUGCAGAAGGGCUUUCUGAAGGAGGAGGACCUCAUGGAGUUAGGAUCCUUUCGCGCGAUGCUUUCCUGUCACCCGUGUUCCUUUUCCUGGGACCAGUGGGGCCCACUGACCGCGCUUCCCUUGCAGAUCCGCCUGACGGACACGCUGGGCAGGCUCUCGCACAUCCUGGAGAUGGACCACUUCGCCCUGGUGGUGCACGAGCAGAUCCAGUCGCGGGACCAGGCCUGGGCAGGUGUGGUGGGGGGGCCUGCAGACCACAGCACCGGGAAGUCCAGUCAGCGGCAGAUGGUGUUCGGGGUGGUCACUGCCAUUGACUUGCUGAACUUCGUGGCCGCCCAGGAGCGGGACCAGAAGUGAAGUCUGGAGCGCUGGGCACUGUGGAGCGGCCCCACCACCCUGGCCCGCUUCUCCUUCGCUUUCCUGAGCCCUAAACACACACAUGAUUGGUAACUGCCUCGCCUGGUACCCGGUAUCCCUGCAGACAGCAAGGAGCAUCCGUCUCCCCUCAUUAACACAUGGCUUCCUAAAUGGCCCUAUUUACGGCCUGUGAGAUGAAAUGCGCUUUUCUCUAAUGUAACUUCCUCUUAGGAUGUUUCACCAAGGAAAUACUGAGAGAGAAGUCGGCCAGGUAGGAAGAACACGAGCAAUGACUGGGCAGAGUGGAUUAAAGGCAAAAGAGAGAAGAAGAGUCCAGGACGGGGACAGGGAAGCGGGCAGGGAGAAGCCCGGGUGGCUGGGCAUCCUCCAUGGGCAGCGCCGUCUGCUCGGGACUGAGCUGGUGGGAGCAGUUUGUGUGUUUGGGUUUUUUAAUUGAGGUGAAAUUCAACUUACCUAAAAAUCAAUCACCUUAAAGUAAAUGAUCAGCGGCAUUUAGUACAUCCAGAAAGUUGUGUAGACACCACCUCUGUCACGUUCCGGAACAUUCUCUCAUCACCGCAGGAAGCAAUCAUUUCCCCUCCCGUCUUCCUCCUCCCCUGGCAACUGCUAACCACCUUUCUGUCUCUAUUGUCUAAAAUAGGUUCUCCCUGUUCUGGACGUUUCAUAUAAAUGGAAUCACACAA
Messenger RNA from Mandrillus leucophaeus (drill), 2357 nucleotides. Its product is annotated as cystathionine beta-synthase-like. The transcript has 15 exons. Gene Ontology annotation, cellular component: cytoplasm. Gene Ontology annotation, molecular function: cysteine synthase activity; cystathionine beta-synthase activity. The record is from RefSeq and is a predicted model, not a curated record. The coding region runs from base 124 to 1653 and encodes 509 amino acids. Lineage: Eukaryota; Metazoa; Chordata; Mammalia; Primates; Cercopithecidae.